AUGAUCAUCCCCGUGCGCUGCUUCUCGUGCGGCAAAGUCGUCGGCGAUCGAUGGACACAGUACCUCGCCCUGUUGGAAUCAGGCCAUACCGAAGGGUGCGUACAGGUUCACGGUGUAGAUGGGUGCUUCCGAGCUCGACGCUGAUGUACGAGUGUCCUACGUCUGUCUCGCUCAGUGACGCUCUGGACGGCUUGGGCUUGAAGCGAUACUGCUGCCGAAGGAUGGUCUUGACCCACGUCGAUCUGAUCGAGAAGUUGUUGCACUGUGAGUUGUACCUGUUGGUGAGUGUGUGCACUCGCGGGUGCUGACUCGUCUUCUUUGUCGCCUCCGCUCUCGCCGCUUUGCCCCCGCUACUCACCUUGAAUAGACAACCGUAAGUCCAUUUCGGAGCCCACAGGACGGCAAUCUUUCUAACCUUCCAUUAUCGUGUUCCCACAGCGCUGGAACGAAGAGCAGCCGGCGCACGCUAA
Microbotryum saponariae is the source of this 470-nucleotide messenger RNA. NCBI's taxonomy places the organism in Eukaryota, Fungi, Basidiomycota, Microbotryomycetes, Microbotryales, Microbotryaceae. The record is from the annotation of a GenBank genome assembly.